Molecule: messenger RNA, 4615 nt
Organism: Mycena citricolor
Lineage: Eukaryota; Fungi; Basidiomycota; Agaricomycetes; Agaricales; Mycenaceae
Source: the annotation of a GenBank genome assembly
GACAUAUCCUCCGUUGGCUCUGGGGCUUCUCAACAAAGAUCCCCAGAAUAGAAGUUGAACAAAAUCGAGUGAUGUCAUAAACGCGAACACAACCCAAACAACGACAAAACAUCUAAUCUUAACCACGAACCACGAUGUCUGACGGCCCGCGGCGCUCUGCGCGUAAACCCAAGCCGGUACAGCGGGAAGAGCCCGAGCCCGCAUUGCCCGCAAAGCGCAAAGCGAAAGCCGCUCCCAACCUGGAUCCUGCGAAGCAGCUGCAAUUCCUGCUCGAAAACUCGCGCAGCAAGCUGACGAAGAUCGACCUUUCCGUGUGUCUCUUUCUACAAACGAAAUGAUUCGCAUUUUAGCGGUGCUGAACAGUCUUGGCAUAGCAAAUCGUGAACGGAGAGUCCUGGGAUAUGCUGACACCGGAGGCACGUGCCAAGCUCGUUCAGCUGUUGCCGCAGACGGCGCUCCUGCCAUCAUCCGAGUCGGACGGACCCGAGAGAUUGGAUCCCGCAUUCUUCAGCGACGCGCAUUUCCUGGCGGCGUGCAGGACCUUCCAGGACCAUCUGUACUCGAACUGGUUCUCUGAGGCGCAGAUCGCCAAGGUGAAGAGGUAUGAGGAGGGGGUGAGAGACGGGACGUUGUCUGCGCCCUGGAAGGACGAGGUGUGGGAGGAAGAGAACCGGAGGGAAGGCCCUUCAAGUACACUCGCAGGCGAUGCGGCCGAGUUCAAACUCGUGGAUCUCGUGAAGAGCGGGGUCUUGAAGGCAGGCGACGUGCUCGUGUACAAGCGCAAAUUCACGGCCCUGCGUGUCACCGUCGAAAAGGAUGUUCUGGCAUGUCUUUUUCUCUUAAUCUGCGCGACUGAUCUGCGCCUCGCUGAAUGCCCUCAAUACUCAGAUCCACAGCAUUGAUAAGGGCACACACAACUUGACAGUUUUAUUGGAGUCCGGCACGACGCGGGAUCUGAGUCAGCAUCUGCUCAUGCCCGGCGCGGCCGAGCCUCAGGCCGACUCGACACGCGAAAUGACCAUCGCCAGCCCGACCCAGCUCGAAAGCGGGAUACUGGAUGUGGACGGUAGAGUCGGGCGAGCCCAGCGGCCCAAUGGGAAUGCAUGGAAAGCACUGUCCGUGUGGAGAUGGGCGGGGGACAGUUGGCAGAUGGAAGUGGCUGCCAGUGAUCGUGGUGGGCGGCAGGACCACGGGACAUUGUUCUACUUGCGUGCGUGCCAUUAUCAAGAUAGAUAGAUACUUGUACACGCAGACUUGAUCGCCGCCGACAUUGGAGGCUCUCCUUAUCCUCGGAUCGACCGCCUCACAAAAGACGCCGACUGCUUAUUGUGCCAUGUGUUCGGCUAUUGAUCGAGUCAUUUAUAGAGCUGCCUUGAAUCUCGACCGUUCACUUGCGCCUUGGGCGGCUGCCGGCUAUGUCUGUCUCUCCCCCGAUUCGUCGUCUCUCCACAGGCUCGGCGACCAAGGAAGAGCUCAUCAACGCCUACGAGGCUGAGGAAGAGCGCAUCACCAACGUGCUGUACAAAAGGCUAGAGCAGCUCAAGGAAGAGAAGAUCGAGCUCGAAAACACACUAGAGGCCGAAUCCGAGUCGCAUGUGAACCGACUGACGAGAGAGCUCGCUGCCCUGCGCGCGGACCGCCAACAGCCGUCGAGCUCGGCACUUCCGCUGUCACCGGCCGACCCAUCGACGGACGCUAUGAUCGCUACCCUGCAGCGGGAGAACGAGAUGCUGCGCUCGAGGCUCGCGGACAUGGAGAGAGAGAACGUGCAUAGCUCGCGGCUGAGCGAAGUUUAUCGGGAGGAACUCAUAGAACAUCGGACUCGGCUGGGGCUUCCCGUGGACCACCUGGUCAGUCCCGCCGAUCCCUUCUCUGAGCCAACGCACCAGCGGCCCCCAUCCGCGACAUCGUCGGCGUUCUCCUCCAGCACCUCGUCCCCCACCAAUUCCGUCUUCCGCUACUCGCGGCCGUCAAACGGGGUGCCCAUCCCUCGACCGGCGUCACAAUUUCGGCGGCAGGACAGCCACGACACAUCGGAUGUGUCCACGCCUCUUUCCCAUUCGCCGUCGUCCGCCUCCGACGUGUUCUCGGGCUUCUCGUCGUCCUCCUCCGCGAACGCCGUCAGCGCGAGCUUCGCCAGCGUCAACAGCGCGCUGACGAGCCCCCCGACGUCGUUCAACCCCAACGCCGUCACGUUCGCCGUCCCGUCGCGCGGGCUGACGUACCCCUCCGUGCCCCCGCCGUCGCUGUCGUCGUCCUUCGGGUCCCCGACCGUGUCGUACCACAUGCAGCAGCACCGCGACCCGCUGCACUCGCCCGUCGAGCCGCCGAGCCGCCGCAGCUCGGUCCGCCGCGGCGCGCGCGUCGUCGAGUCGGGCAGCCUCCGCGGGACGAGCCGCAGUCUGAGCCAGGGCCGCAGCGUGGAGCGCGGGGGACGGGUGGCGGAGACGGGGCAGCUGGUGCCGCGGAGCCAUGCGGAGGGACACACGCUGGCCUCCACGACCGAGGUGGACGGCAUCGAGGUGGACGGCAUCGAUGAGUGACGACGCGCGGUGGGUCGGUCUGCUCCUUCUCUGCGCUGGGCUUUCUCAACAAAUGUACUGUAUAUUCAAUAAUUCUCUCGUAGACCGUCCUGUACUUUUAGUUAAUCGACCGCCGCCACUUCACCCCUGGAUUCGUAGGGACUUCACCCAUUUGGGAUGUGGCGGUGCCACCUCGUGGUGAUUGAUGGGGAUGAUGAUGGGGGUAGCACAUGGCCGCGGAGUCUGAAAAAAUGACUCCCUAUAAAGCCCGCUUUGAUCCCGAAUUGAAAUUUGCUUCUGACCAUGUCUUACUUCCAAGGCCAAGGUGGUCAAUAUACCGAUGAUUAUGUAUCACAGUCUCCGAGAGAGCAGCCGCCGCCCUUCCCGCAGUGGGAGCAGCAGCAGCAGCAGCAGCAGCAUCAACAACAAGACCAGCAUUCCCAAGACCCGACAUCCCAGCAGCAUACGACGCUUGAGCAUCAUCAUGUUAGCCCCCAGCACGCCAGUACACCGUUGUCUAUUCCGCCUCCGCCAUUACCAGUAUACCACCCAUUGGACGACCCGACUCAGCUAGUAGUGCCCAGCCACGUCCCAGGACGCGGGACGCACGAUCCCACGCCUAUCCGGCUUAUCCCGGCCCAGCGCUCACCGCCAGUAGAAAUCAAACCUAUCAUGCUACAGGUCGACACCACCGCCACCACCACCGCCCGCUCGACAGCAGCGCCCAGUGCACGGCCGGCCUCGCGCGCGCGCGCGCACCAGUACCACCCGUAUACCCGCCCCUCGAGCGCGAUGGGUCUCCGGCGCGACGCGGAGGCGCAGCAGCAGCACCACCACCACAUUCGGUUCGCGAGCCAGGCGAGUACCCCGCAGACGCUCUCUGGAUCGGCGAUGCCCUCGCCCGUGAUGACGCGGCAGACCUUCCCGUCGCCGCCUGCCGUCAGCGAUUACGGCCAGCAGGGUCCAUCGUCGUCGUCGGUGCUGUUCGUCGCUGGAUCGCCGCAGGACGGGGGAGGGGGUGUCUUCACACCGUACGUCUCGGCCGCGCCUGCCGUCCUCCCGGACGACAAGCGGUACAUCAUCCGCGCGGACACGCACUACGACUCGGACCGGCGCAUGCUCGUCGCGCUGCUCGAGCUGCCCGGCGUGAAGCGGCACGACGUGCGGGUGUGCAUCACGACGACGCUGUUCAACCGCGUGCGGCAGGUGACCGUGCACGGGCACUCGCGCGCGCCGUUUCCGGUAACCUCGACGGCGGCCAUCCGCGAGCGCAAGUACGGGCGCUUCAGCCGGUCGUUCCCCGUGCCGCCCGAUACCAGGGCGGACGACAUUGUAGCGGCGAUGGAGGAUGGGGUUCUUACUUUGAAAAUAUCAUGUGGCCUGCCGGCUGCUUCAGCUGAUGAGCAUGAGAUACCCAUUCGAUGAGAGCGCCUGAAGACGACAAGGACAACAUCCGUCUGAGCAUCGCGGUAACAGACAGCAUCCUAAUUUAUCACUAUCCCCCCCGGCCUAUUCUCCCGACAUAUGUCUAUCCAGCAACCAACACCGACAGAACGAAACGAACAAUGUAUAUCCAGUCUAAGUACAUUCCACCCCGCGUAUAAUUUCUUGUUGUGCUACCGACCCUUUCGCCACCCGCCGCGCUCUCCGCCGCGCUCGAACCGAAUCGUACAGUAUGCAGCACAUUUCUUUUCUUGGCACACCGCAGUCUUGCUUUCCCGCAGAGUCAUGUCAUGUACAUAGAUAGAUACCGAGGCUAGCGUCGACUUUGCAGCAAAUGUAUACCAUCCUCUUCUUGGCUGCCCUCGUCGCAUGACUUUUUCAAUGUGAUUUAAGCGCGUGUGUCACAUUCACGUGCCGACGUGACGGCUGUUCCGUACUCUACCGGGAAGUGUGGCCCCGGUGAGUUGGGAUAGGUCUGAGUGCGAGCACUGCAGCGUCGAUCCGAUUGUUGAAGCAUCUGCGACGAAUGAUAGGGUAUGCCGCGCAGUAGGUCGAUAUUCAAUCGUGGCUAAGCGUCCUUGGCAGUCGCCUGUCGUCUCCAGUCCCUUGUUGUUUCUUUGCGGUUGAAGAAUGCAGCUACUUUGAUGCUG